Molecule: messenger RNA, 1311 nt
Organism: Fusarium redolens
Lineage: Eukaryota; Fungi; Ascomycota; Sordariomycetes; Hypocreales; Nectriaceae
Exons: 1
Coding region: 694-1239 (181 amino acids)
Source: RefSeq, a predicted model, not a curated record
CUCAUUUUUAGAUCCUUGACUUGGCAUAUCUAGCUCGUUCUCUCGUGGUUCAACACCAGAACGCGACUCUCAAAAAGUCGCGAUAUUCUUCUUCAGAGCGUGUUUUAUACCUACAUAUAUUUACUAUCGCGUUUUACACCAAUUUCUCGUUGCGAGGGACAACCGUUCAUCCCAUUUUCAGGGUCAUUUCUACCCCCCCCGGAGUCUAAAUCUAAAACAUUCCCGUAGAGUACAUGGCGUUUAGAAGAGUAUACGUAUGAGUAUGAGCCUCAAUCUUCCAAGUCUCAGAAUAGAAGCAGAUCCUGUUACGUGGUUUCAGUGGCCUUGGCCCUUCCCUUGUCGCUGCCGUUAACCGCCGGGCGUUUAAUCUAUUACUGUCUCUACCUAACGGGCGCUUAAUACACCACAGCCAAAUUGAGCGUCUUUGACUUUGUUUAAAUAUUAAAAAGCCCAUCGUCGCACCAUUCUCCGCGGCUACGGAAAUUUGCUCUCGAUCCACCAGAUUCUUCAUCUCUCUUCCCAUCUCGACUUACACAGCCUCAACCUAUUCUCUUGGAGAGUCGAGUUUGAAUGUCGCGACCUGGAUCUUGUCUCUCAUUCGCUGAUAUCGACGCGCCAGGAUCUCACGCGCCGUCAACCAAUAGACAUCGCGUCCAUUAACAAUCGCGAAGUUUCUUUGAACUGGGGAAAAAAAUGAGUGGCUCUAGAAUAUGGGGAGGUUACUGUAUGGAGGGAGUAGGUAGUAUCUGCUGCAGACUAUCGUGGACGUGCUGCAUUUCCCUGUGUCUUGCCGUUUCUUGUUUCAUGUUUCAUUCAACUUUUGGCCAUUCAUUCUCUAUCCUGGUCCUAGCCUCUCGCCAAGCUUUGACGGCUAAAGCGCCUUCUCUGAUCAACGCGACCACGUCCACGCUUGUAUCUCGCUCCACUUGCCUCUUCUGUAACCCCUACCCCUUGUGUUCACUGCAACAAUGUCUCUUAUGCCUCUCCGUAGUGUACUUUGCUCCCUGUGGUGGACCUCAUGAUGCCAGGUACACGCUGCCUCAUCAUCGUGCCACCACUGAACUCAUACUCAAUACCCUAGAGCUUCUGAAUUUCUUGAACGUAUUCUCUGCUUUUGUUUCAAAUAACAAUAUCUGCCAUCUCGGUAUAAUGGUGCUUAUCUAUAGUCAUCUAAUCCCAAACUCCUUCCAAAUAGCCAACUGUAUAGACCAUAUCCAACAGAAUGGCUUGCUGGUAUAAGAGAUACACUUAAUGCAAGUGACACAAGAAACUUCUCUAUAACUCUCUCACCAGCUAGGGGUAUUCAUCCAU